Molecule: messenger RNA, 3241 nt
Organism: Adelges cooleyi (spruce gall adelgid)
Lineage: Eukaryota; Metazoa; Arthropoda; Insecta; Hemiptera; Adelgidae
Gene: Cad96Cb
Product: protocadherin Fat 4
Exons: 18
Coding region: 100-2436 (778 amino acids)
Biological process (GO): homophilic cell-cell adhesion
Cellular component (GO): plasma membrane
Molecular function (GO): calcium ion binding
Source: RefSeq, a predicted model, not a curated record
CUGAAAUCUGCAGGAAAUCUGUGGCAAGGGACACACGAUACAAAGGAGACCGGAUGGUAACACGUUGGUAGAUGCAGGAAUGUUACUAUUGUGUAUAGAAUGCCUACGAAAACCAUAGGAUGCUUACUUGUUGGGGUAUUCAUCGCGAUAUGGUUUGGGAAAGUCAGGAGCCAAGUUGUUGCGGACAACCGCUGUUACCUGGAAAAUGGAGGGUCGGCCGAGAGCUUUUUUGUAUCCGAAGACGUACCAGUUGGAUCCAUUAUUGGAAUAUUGAAGAUAAAUGGCGAUCCGUCGGAAAAUGGGAACGUCCAAUUGACUCUUAAAGAGUCCGACAGUCCAGUUGCCAUUUUACCUGGCACCAAAGAACUAACGUUGACAAAACUUUUGGACAAAGAAGGCAUAUCAGGACCUUCUUCUGUUUACGUUAACGUUGUCUGUGAGCGAAAGCAUACCGCUGAUCCGAAUUUUGCAAUCCCCGUGAGCAUCAGAGUAACUGAUGCCAACGACAAUGCGCCAGUGUUUGUUAAUGCCCCUUAUGUGCUCAACAUAUCCGAGGUGACUGUGGUGGGAACUAGAGUUCUACAAGGAAUCAAAGCAAUUGACGCUGAUCAACUUGGACCAUUUUCUACUGUUCAUUACACUGUUCUUCCAGGACCCCAUUCGGAUUACUUUGUGUUCGUGAAUGGUUUGGAAGGAACGUUGGUUUUGAGAAAAGCUUUGGACUAUGAAACGCUCUCCAACUUCACCAUAGGAAUUCGAGCUCAAGACCAAGGCAAUCCUCCUCAGUAUUCGGAUACGGUUAUCUUUGUUAACAUCAUCGAUGCGGACGAUCAGAACCCAAAGUUUUACGACGAAAGAUACACAGCCACCCUACCGGAUCACGCGGUUAAGGGCACAAAACUCAGAGUAUUCCCCAGAGAAAUCGCAGCUUACGACCAAGAUCUCGGGAUCAACGCAAACAUAUUUUACACCCUUAAUUCUGAUUCUCAAGAUUCUCGAUACUUUGAACUGGACAGAGUUUCGGGCAGUGUUACCAUCAAACGUGCCAUUCCAGAAGAUGACUUGCUUCAGCCAGCCACUAUGGUUAUUCGGGCUACCCAGUUUGAUAACGCCGACCGGUACGCGUUGGCCACUCUUGCAAUAAGUCGGCCAGGUACUUCGCUCAGGGAACUUCAAUUCCUGCAGGAUCACUAUCAGGCUGGCGUGUUGGAAAACGUUCCACUGGAUAGUGUCCUGAUGACUGUGAUCACUAACAAGCCAAAAGACAAACGUCUGAAAUACUGGCUGAGCAAUUAUACGGACGUGUUCUCCAUAUCGGUCAACGGUGAUAUCGCGUUGAAAAAAACGCUGGAUUAUGAAACCAUGGACAACUAUGUGUUCUAUGUUUUUGCUACCGAUAGCUUUAUGAACACAUCUGCGUUUGUCAACAUCACCGUGUUGAACGUAAACGACUGGGAUCCUCGGUUUCGGUACCCUCAGUAUGAGUUUUACGUGCCAGACAUAUCACUGUCCGAACUACUACCCGGUACGGUCAUCGGUAAAGUCGAAGCAGCCGACGGGGACCGCGGGGAUCGCGUUAGUUUGGCUUUGCGUGGUCCCGAAUCGAGAAUGUUCGCCAUCGAGGAUUCCGGGGACAUUGUCUUGGGCGAUAUAUCGGACCUUGGUACUUCGACGGCACACCUGGUGGCCGUGGCAACGGACACCGGCAUCCCUCCGAGACAAGCUUCGGUUCCGGUAAUCGUACACUUGCCGGACACUAUGGUCAGGGCGGCCGGCCGAACGUCUUCGGCCAAUAGUUACACUGUCGUGGUGGUGUUUGGGAUCAUCUUGGGCGUGCUGAGUCUGGUGAUAAUUGCUCUGAUCGUGCACAUCCAGAAGAGCAAACGACCGAAAAUCGGACCACCGUCCACCUUUGAUGUGCGUAACAAAUUCGAAGGAUUCAAACGCACCAACCCGAUAUACGACGAAAAACGAUUGGUGGGCGUGGGCACAAAAAUGCAAAAUCCUCUGUUCAAUCCCAAAGAAGAAUCGACCGAUCCUCUGUACACGGCCACGGUCAAAACGACCAGAAUGUUUCCGGGCACCGCUUCGACCAACGGCCGAGCUAAGAUGACAGGUACUGUGCAACAAGCCAUUCCUCGGACUCGUCAUAAAUUUCCAGCACCAGCUCCGCCGCAAGUACCGAAAGUGGGCGGUAACGGUGGUCGGUCGCCGGCGGGUUCUUCGACCACGACCACCACGGCUACACCUAGCCCGGUCAACAGGUUCUCCAGGACGCCUCACUGGCCCACAGAAGCCAUUCCUAAGCGAGUGAAGAAACUCAGCUGGGACGAUCGUAAUUCUUGUGCUCAUAUGACGCGAGAAAUUGAUCCCAGCGUCAGUGUCACACCAGUCGAAGAAACCAGAAGGGACGAUCAUUUAACUGUUUAUUUUUAAUCAAUUGUUUCUUGUAUUAAAUUCAUAAUAUAUUUUAACUUUUAUUCUUCCGUUAUAAAACGUUUAUAUAUAUAUAUAUAUAUAUUUUUAUGUGUAAUGUGUGUGAUAAGAUCAAAAUUAUAUCUGUAAGGUAUUUAUUAUUGUUGUACAUAGUUCAUUGGCGCAACCGACUUUAAAACAUACUCUUUUAUGACCUCGCCAAAUUUGUGAUAAACAUUUUAGUAAAAAAUUAAAUAAAAUACAGUUUAUUGAAAUGAAGUAUGAUUUCCUUAUUAACACUAUAUGGCCUGUUUUUUUAAUCACUUACAUUGAAACCGUUUUAUCGCAUCAGGCACCAUUAAUAAUAUUUGGUUAGUAAGUUUGAGCUAAUCUCAAUGGUCUAUUACAAAAACAUUUUAAAAGUAUUAAAUUAUAAAUUAUUUUUCUUGGUAUUUUAAUAACAGUCAAAUGUUGACUAACGGUAAUUAUUAUUAUUUUUUUUUUUAUAUAAAAAUCGUAUAUUUGCAUACAUUUUUUUGUAGGUAUUAUGACAUUAAAAAAAAAAACCAUUUUUUUUUUUAUUGGAAGGUUAAAAAAUAUUUUAGGGGACUAGGGGCUAACCGGUUCCCAACUUAGGCCUUAAGUUGCGCCAAUGUGUUAAUAGUUUCAAUAACUAUUAUCAUUUAUUUUUAAGACUUAUAAAAAUAGCAGAUACUACCCUAUGUUUUUUGUGCAUAAAUAAAUAUUUUAUUAUUGUAUAAUCAGUAAAAAAAAACAAUUGUUUGUUUAAAUUCUAAUUUUCCGACGUUCUUAUAUUUUUUCAGAU